AUGCAACAUCAAGAACAAGAACUUUUCAUUGAUUGUGAUUCCAUGGCUGGAAUGUCUAAAGAAGAAUUGUAUGAAUUUUAUUCAAAAAUUUAUCAAAAUAUUGAAUGCUAUGUGCAACAAAUUGAAAUUAGUUCUCGUAAACAACAAUAUUUAAAAUCAUAUGCAGAUUCUUUAUUAAUUGAAAUCCAAGAAGCUGAAAAAAAAUUAGAUGAAUUGAAAAACAAAGAAAAUACGAAUGGAGAAUUAAAUGAUUGA
Messenger RNA from Lodderomyces pseudojiufengensis, 255 nucleotides. RefSeq lists its product as uncharacterized. Bases 1 to 255 code for a protein of 84 amino acids. The record is from RefSeq and is a predicted model, not a curated record. NCBI's taxonomy places the organism in Eukaryota, Fungi, Ascomycota, Pichiomycetes, Serinales, Debaryomycetaceae. The transcript has a single exon.